GUCUUGUCAAUCAGAGCCAGAGGCCGGCUGAAGUUGAAGGCUGGGAGCAGCAUACUUCCUUUUUCGCCUGAUUUUGGCUAGGUUGCCAGUAGCAGUGAUGUCGGGGCUGAGGGGCACCGGGCUGGCGCUUUGUGCGGUAGCGGCGCUUGUGGCAGGUGUUUUUGCUAAUGAAUUUAAUGUAUUACGAUCUCCUGAGUCAGUCAUUUUCCGUCAGGGAAGCUGGCCGAUACCUGGAGAACGAAUUCCAGACCUGGCUGCAUUAUCCAUGGGCUUCUCUAUUGAGGAAGACCUAGCCUGGCCUGGCCUUGCAGUGGGUAAUCUCUUCCGACGUCCUCGAGCUACGGUUCUGGUCACAGUAACAGGGAUAGAUAAGUUGACGCUACCUGAGAAUAGUAUCUCUUACCCAGUUGAGAAUACAGUUCCUUUCAACCUGGAUAGUGUUGCAAAUACCAUUCAUACCUUGUUUUCUGAGGAAACCCCUGUAGUAGUGCAGCUUGCUCCUAGUGAAGAGAGAGUAUACAUGGUAGGAAAGGCAAACUCUGUGUUUGAGGACCUUUCGGUCACACAGCGACAGCUUCGGAAUAGAUUAUUCCAGGAUAAUUCCAUUCUGGCUUCUCUACCCCUCAAUUCUCUGAGCAGAAACAAUGAAGUGGAUCUGCUAUUUCUGUCAGAAUUACAAAUCCUGCAAGAUAUCACAAGCUUGCUUUCCAGGCACAAGCAUUUAGCAAAGGAUCAUUCACCAGACCUGUACUCCUUGGAACUUUCUGGGUUGGAAGAAAUUGGUAAGCGGUAUGGAGAGGACUCUCAGCAGUUUAAGGAUGCCUCUCAAAUUCUUGCAGACUCACUGCAAAAGUUUGCAGAUAAGAUGUACAAUCUCUAUGGUGGCAGUGCAGUGGUGGAAGUUAUGACUGUGAAGACCUAUGACACACCUUUUGUGAGGAAGUCACGAUCUAUCUUGGAAACCUCAAAGACCAUCCCUGAAAAUCAAUAUAACAUAGGAUAUCCAUACAACUUUAACUAUGCUGUGGUCUUCAACAUAUGUCUGUGGAUCAUGAUAGCCCUGAUCAUAGCUGUGAUUGUCAUUUCCUACAACCUCUGGAAUAUGGAUCCAGGCUACGACAGCAUCAUUUACAGGAUGACCAACCAGAAGAUCAGGAUGGAUUAAGCACCAGCUAAUUGAAAUCUAAGGAAGACUAACAGUGCAACCCAGAACAGAAUUACUUCAGUCUAGGCCACUGACUUCAAUUGACUUAAGAGUGGAGUAACUCUUUUCUGGAUUGCACUAGAAGUCUCCUUUCAAUUCAACCAUCUCUGUGAAGUUUUGUUAAUUUGAACAGUCAGUUGGCAAAGCUGGGAAGUGCAAUGGUUGUGAAAGUAUGAUCUACUUGCAAUGCACUGAAAGUAAGUUAGCAACUUGUUUCAUGUUAAAUUCCUUACACCGAGAGUUUAGGAUGUUGAGCCAAUGUUAGGUACUGAAUUAAUUGUGAAUGUUCAGUGUAAAUACUUUGGACUGCGUGUAUGAAUCUUUACUAUAUAAGGUCCUUUGGUGGAAUGCCUUGUUUUAAAAUCUGGGUUCUGUGUUUAUACUUGUGAGCUACCGUAUACAAACUUUGAAUAAAGUGAACAUUUAUGUGAAAAUUUCAUGCAGAAGUUACCCAGAAUAAGGAAAAACAUAAGCAGUGAUACAAGUUACUGCCUAGUUGCAAUGGGAUGAAUUAUUUUAGAGAAGAUUUCAUUAGUAAGCUUAGCUUUAUUAAUAUCUUAUUCUAUGCAGAGGACAAUUUGAGAGUGACUAUGGACUGUCAAAAAGACACUGCCAUCCUGUUAAGUGUUCAUCUAGUCUAAACCUGUUGAAAUAGGCUUGAAGUAGAUGAACUCGGUCUACAAUUGCAAUGAGGCGCAGAUGUGAACUUGAUUGCACAUUUGUUAAGGUGCAUGGUGCUUGUAGCAGUCAUGUGUCAGAUAUCCACAAAUGUUGUAGUGUGGAAAGUAAGCUGUUUUGUGAAAGUAAGCAAACAUAGUUUCUCAAUGCAAAUUGAAGGUUGUAUAUACUUGCAGAAUUGAGUGCAUAUGCAAGUCACUCAGUCAUUUUUCGUAUACUGAUAAAUAUCCAGAGCUGGAUAGCCUCAGCUAGCUGAUAUGAGAAGCCAAGCAGGGGCAGCCAUGGUUUGUUUGAGGAUGGGAGAUCACUAAGGCAAUGGCAAACCACUGCUGAAGUCUGUUGCCUUGAAAAGUCCCUGUGAGGUCACUAUGGUAGCUGUGACUUACACACUUCACAGACACAGGCUAAUACCACCAGUAGUCCCUGAAUGAAUAAAUUUUAAAGUAGAUCCACCUCAGGGUUCUGAAGCAACGUAGUUUCUUCCAAGAAAGUUAAGUAUUGUAAACUGCACAGCAACCCUGUGCAUUACUUUUUAUCUAACGGUGUGAUAUUUCCUAUGUCCCUCAGCAUGUUGCAACACAGUCCAUGUCAUGUUGACCUUGACAAUUAAAAGCUGCUUCAAUAUGAAACACUGAAUGGGUAACCUAGAACUAUCAUUGUUAAUUUAAUAUAUAUUUCAUAUUGUAGAGCGAUAGGUGUAAACUUUGUUACAUAUACAACUUGGGCUUUGGCUUGAUACAGACUAUCAACACUACUAAAAGAAGGGAUUUUUUGAUUUAACAAAAAUGUCACCUUUACUCAACCAUUGUCUGAUAUUGUGUUCUUGCAGAAAUAUGAGAUUUGCUCCCCACUGCUAAUUUAAUGACAUACAAUAAAUACAUGAUUAUCUCCUGGUUA
Sphaerodactylus townsendi is the source of this 2779-nucleotide messenger RNA. It is a transcript of the gene ATP6AP2, whose product is annotated as ATPase H+ transporting accessory protein 2. The coding region runs from base 98 to 1165 and encodes 355 amino acids. The transcript has 9 exons. Gene Ontology annotation, molecular function: signaling receptor activity. The record is from RefSeq and is a predicted model, not a curated record. Gene Ontology annotation, biological process: positive regulation of Wnt signaling pathway. Gene Ontology annotation, cellular component: external side of plasma membrane; membrane. Lineage: Eukaryota; Metazoa; Chordata; Lepidosauria; Squamata; Sphaerodactylidae.